AUGGUUCCCUCGGGGUCUAAGAUCACUCUCACACACGAUUUAAUUAUAUUUUCCAUAGAUUAUAGAUAUUUGAAAACUUUUCAUCACAGUAGAAAUCAAAAUGGCGAACAUUUAACAUCGUCAACGACGCAAUUAACGUUAAACGUUAUGGAAACACACGUCGGACCUUCCGGUUUUGUCGAAUUGACUUGUAUAUCCACGAUACCUGCUUAUUUAGAUGACGAAGAAGAAAGAUUCGCCGAUAAAAGAAUACAAACUAUUUCCGGUGAGAAAAAUUUCGGUAGGCAAUGCGUGUUUUGCGACGAAGGACCGAAACUCAUAGACGAUUUAAAACCUGAUAAAGCUUACAUGGAAAAAUACAUAUUUAAAAAUCCAGUUGAAAAAGGUACGCAAUACGCGAAAAUAAUGUCGGAAAAUCAAAUAAAUACGAUAAGAAAAGAUUUUGCGGAUCACGGAAUGAAUCAUUUGGAAGGGGGUUGGCCGAAAGAGCUCGAUACGAACGACGAAGAAGCCGUUUUAAGAUUUAGAAAAAAAAUCGAAAGGUUAGAUAAUUAUAUAUUAGCGAUGAAACAUUUAACCGCGCCCAUGGAACACGCCAUACUUCAAAAUAAUGCCGUUAAUAUAUACGAACAAUAUUUUGUUAAUACAGUAUCCGCGAUAUCAAGCGAAAAAGCAUCUUGUAGAAUACAAAACGUUUUUAGAGAUCCCCAAGAGGUUAAAAGACCCAUAACCCAUUGCUCGUGGUCACCCAUAGAAAACGAAUUCGCAUUGACGCAUUGUAACAUGAACUUUCAAAGAUUGUUACCCGAUCAGACUUUCAAAUCUUAUAUUUGGGACGUUGAAAAUUCAAACACUCCUCUUUUGCAUUUCGAAGCGAAAAUGCCCAUCGUUUCGUUGGAAUUCAAUCCGAAAGAUGCACAUUCAUUGGCUGGAGGAAUGUAUAGCGGACAAGUUGCAGGUUUCGAUAGUCGAAAAGGUCCGGAACCUGUCGUUUUAAGUUGUAAAGAAUCUAGUCAUAGAGAUCCUGCACAUUCCGUUUUAUGGAUAAGCACGAAAUCAGGAAUGGAAUUUUUUUCUACUUCGAGCGAUGGUACCGUUAAAUGGUGGGAUUGUAGAAAACUUGAUAAUCCCGUGGAUUUUAUUAUUCUCGAUACUUCUAAAGGUGAAAAACCAAGCUUCACGCGAGCAAUGGCGGCUUCGUGUCUCGAAUACGAGCCGAACAUUCCUGCAAGAUAUAUGGUCGGCUCCGAAAAUGGAUACAUCAUUGCGGGUAAUAGAAAAGGUACCAAUCAACAGGAAAAAUUACCCUGGAUGAUGAAAGCUCAUUACGGACCGAUAUAUACGAUACACAGAAAUCAAGCAUUUAAUAAAAACGUAUUAACCGUCGGUGAUUGGUCCGCAAGAAUAUUUUCUGAGGAUUGUAAGGAAUCUGCCAUUCUUUGGACGAAAUACCACAAUACGAGAUUAACAGCCGGAGAAUGGAGUCAGACUCGAGCAUCCGUUUUUUUUUUAACCCGAGAAGAUGGCGUUUUAGAUCUUUGGGAUAUUUUACAAGAACAAAAACACGCUUAUUUAUCCUUUAAAUUGUCAGAUCAACCUUUGACCUGUCUUAGAGUAAGAGACGAUGGAGAAUUGGUCGUCGUUGGUAAUGCGGUUGGUACCGCCUUCGUCGUUAGGUAUUCUACGAAUCUUGCGGAAACAUCGAAAAACGAUAAGAAUUUUUUAGGUGCCAUGUUCGAUAGGGAAAGUAGACGGGAAAAACUUUUGGAAACUAGAAAUAAAGAAAUCCGAUUUAGAAUGCGUGAAAUCGCGUUGGCGAAAGAAAUGAAAGAAGACAAAUCUGAACCGGUAAAAACGGAUUUCGAAAUUGCCGUACAAAAUUUAAAAGAAAAAUUAGAAACGGAUUUACUCAAUGCUUUUAACGAUGUAAAACAAGAAGAACAAAAGUUGGAAACUGGUGGUGAUGUUGAGGAAGCCGAAGAAGACGAAGAAGACGAAGAUGAAAUAGAUGAGAAUUAA
This is a messenger RNA of Pediculus humanus corporis (human body louse), 2019 nucleotides long. Its product is annotated as dynein intermediate chain 3, ciliary, putative. The record is from RefSeq and is a predicted model, not a curated record. Gene Ontology annotation, cellular component: outer dynein arm. Gene Ontology annotation, molecular function: dynein heavy chain binding; dynein light chain binding. Gene Ontology annotation, biological process: cilium movement; outer dynein arm assembly. The coding region runs from base 1 to 2019 and encodes 672 amino acids. Lineage: Eukaryota; Metazoa; Arthropoda; Insecta; Psocodea; Pediculidae. The transcript has 3 exons.